Molecule: messenger RNA, 2872 nt
Organism: Drosophila albomicans
Lineage: Eukaryota; Metazoa; Arthropoda; Insecta; Diptera; Drosophilidae
Gene: Hex-A
Product: hexokinase type 2
Exons: 1
Coding region: 435-2060 (541 amino acids)
Biological process (GO): intracellular glucose homeostasis; glucose 6-phosphate metabolic process; glycolytic process
Cellular component (GO): mitochondrion; cytosol
Molecular function (GO): D-glucose binding; mannokinase activity; glucokinase activity
Source: RefSeq, a predicted model, not a curated record
UCACAUGGAGAAUAAUUCCGUAACAACGUUUCACAGCGGUGGACGCGUGCAGCGGACAAAAACUAAAAAGCGGCCGAUACAAAAUACAAAAUAAAGCAACACAAAAAAUUAUUAAGCAAAAGGCUAACAAGAAAAAAAUAAAAAAAAACACAACUUGUGUGAAUCGGAAGUCGAACUAAACUAAAAACGCAACACGGUAAAAUCAAAUAAAACAAAGAGACAAUAAAAGACGCGCACAAAACUCGAAAAGCAAAAAAGCAAAAGAAAAAACGCGAACUAAACGCGCGUGUGCAAAGCCAAAAGCAAAAGUAGUAAAUAAAUAAGCAUAAAGAGUAUUGUAUAUAUUUUUUUUCUGUUUCGGUUUCUGUGACUGUGGCAAGUACAAGUACAACUACAACUGCAGCAACUAAAACUAAAACUAAAACUGCAACGAAAUGGACCAAGAGCAGCAGCAGCUGAAUGGCGCGAUGCGCAACGUGUCUAUAAAUACGAAUGGACUCGCCGCCGCCACAAAGCUCAAUGGCCACAGCAAAGAUGAGACGGAUAAUGUGAGAAGAGUUCAGCAGUCAACGGUAACGGCGGCGACUGCGGCGAGUGCGGCGAAUGCGGCGAAUAAAACGACAAAUGCAGCGGCGGCUGCGACUGCGACGGCGACAGCGACAAAUGCAAAUGCAUUUCAAAUACAAACAUCGGCAAGUGCAGCGGACAAAAAGAAAAUGGUGUACGAGUUAUGUCAGCAGCUGUUGCUCUCCGAUGAGCAAAUGCAGGAGCUAACCUAUCGCAUAUUGCACGAGCUGCGUCGCGGCCUUGCCAAGGACACACACCCCAAGGCGAAUGUGAAGUGCUUUGUCACCUACGUGCAGGAUCUGCCCAAUGGCAAUGAGCGCGGCAAGUUCCUGGCCCUCGAUUUGGGCGGCACCAAUUUCCGUGUGCUGCUCAUCCAUCUGCAGGAGAACAACGACUUCCAAAUGGAGUCGCGCAUCUAUGCGAUACCGCAGCACAUUAUGAUCGGAUCGGGAAUACAGCUGUUCGAUCACAUUGCCGAAUGCUUGUCCAAUUUUAUGGCCGAACACAAUGUGUAUGCGGAACGUUUGCCCUUGGGCUUUACCUUCUCAUUCCCGCUGCGCCAAUUGGGUCUGACCAAGGGAUUGCUGGAGACCUGGACCAAGGGAUUCGAUUGUGCUGGCGUUGUCAACGAGGACGUUGUCCAGCUGCUGAAGGAUGCCAUCGCCCGUCGUGGCGAUGUCCAGAUCGAUGUCUGUGCCAUACUCAACGAUACGACGGGCACGCUGAUGAGUUGCGCCUGGAAGAAUCAUCACUGCAAGAUCGGACUGAUUGUGGGCACCGGUUCGAAUGCGUGCUAUGUGGAGCGUGUCGAGGAUGCCGAACUCUUCGAUGGCAGCGGCAACGGCAAGCCCCAUGUCCUCAUCAAUACGGAGUGGGGCGCGUUCGGUGAUAACGGAGCUCUCGAUUUUGUCCGCACCGAAUUCGAUAAGGAUAUCGAUAGUCACAGCAUCAAUCCCGGCAAGCAGACGUUCGAGAAAAUGAUCUCGGGCAUGUAUAUGGGCGAACUGGUGCGCCUGGUGCUCGCCAAGAUGACACAGUCCGGCAUCCUCUUCAAUGGCCAGGGCUCCGAGGUGCUCUUCACUCGUGGCCUCUUCUUUACCAAAUACGUGAGCGAAAUCGAGGCCGAUGAGCCCGGCAAUUUCACCAACUGUCGCCUGGUGCUCGAGGAAUUGGGCCUGUCGAAUGCCACCGAUGGCGAUUGCGCCAACGUUCGCUACAUCUGCGAGUGCGUCUCGAAGCGGGCGGCGCAUCUGGUGUCCGCGGGCAUUGCCACGCUGAUCAACAAGAUGGAUGAGCCGCAUGUGACGGUGGGCGUCGAUGGCAGUGUCUAUCGUUUCCAUCCCAAGUUCCACAACCUGAUGGUCGAGAAGAUUACGCAGCUGAUCAAGCCGGGCAUCACGUUCGAUCUGAUGUUGUCCGAGGAUGGUUCGGGACGUGGAGCGGCGCUGGUGGCUGCGGUGGCCUGUCGAGAGGAUGUACUCAAUAGCAAGUAAACGAUAUCGUGGCAAUAUCGUUAAUCGUUAUCGCUAUCAGAAUCGGAAUCAGCGUCGCAGUUGCUAACCACAAUAGCAACAACAACAGCAACAACAACAACCAAUCAAUUGAGUUCGAAAUGCAAUUCGAAUGCGAGAAGAAAAUGAGUUAGUUUCCUUUGUGGCCGCUGCGCUGCUCGUGGCGUUCCAUCAUCUACCACCCACCCCCAACUACCCCCCACCCAAAAACAAAAAACUACUCCACACUCCCAGCCACAGCCGCCGCCAGGUGGCGCCAACGCAGCGCGCUUCUUAUUAGUAUUUAAUAUUAGGCAAGUUUUUAGAUAAAACGAUAAACAAAAAAACAAAAGCGAGGAAAAUGUUAAAGAAGAUGAAGAAAAACAUAUAUAUAUAUGUAACUUAAAAUGUCUACUUUAGCAAUUGUGUUUUUUUUUCACUCUCUCUCUCUUUCUCAAUCUGUUUGUUUUUCUCUUUGUUUUCACUUUCUGUUUUGCCCCGUUCUUCCCCCACUUUUUCUUUCCCCCCACUCAAUCUGUCAUUGUUGCUCUAUUCUUUAAUUUCAAUAAAUUAAAUUAUUUGCAUGCUUAAUUUAAUUGGUUAAAUUUCAAGCGAUUCUCGCGAUAGAAACAAACAACAAAAAAGAAGAAGAAAACAACAAAAAGAAACCGAAAUUGUUAAUAUAUUAUACAUAUACAUUAAACAUACAUACAUAUAUAUUUUACACAGACAUACAAAUUACACACACUUACACAUACGAUAUGCGAGUAUGCAAAUUUGUUAUUAAAUCUACAAAAAAAAAAAGCAAAAAAAAA